UUUUUCUCGUUGAUAUUGAUGGCUGAAGUUUCAGAAGAUCCCAAGUUUACUUUGAGACUUUUAGUUGAUGAAGAGAAGAACAAGGUCUUUCUGGCUGAGGCUGGUAGAGAUUUUGUGGAUGUACUCUUCAGUCUUCUGACACUGCCAAUGGGCACCAUUGUCAGAUUGAUCGAGAAGCAUCGAAAAUGUGAGCUUGGUUGUUUUAGCAACCUCUACAAAAGCGUUGCGGACGUAGGCAUUGAGAAUUUCGAGACUGAAGCUUGUCAGCAGAUAUUGCUUAACCCAAGGAGUGUAAAGGAGAUCCAGUGCAAAAGGCUUAAGCUCAACAUAAACCCUACUGAUGAUCUCAAGUACUUUAAGUGCUGCAUGUUCUCAGCCUGCAACUUGUGCACUAACUUUAGCGGCUUUGAGUGUGUAUGUGGAGAGUUGAUGGACCAGGAAAUUGAAUUAUCUGAAGAAGAUCAAGUAGCAGCAGCAGGAGGUAGCAUACAUAAUGGUGUUGAUGGAGUGUUUGUCAAAGGCAGGUCUUCAUUCAUCAUCACCGACGACUUUCUUGUCUCUGUUGGUUCUACUGGUCUUGUCUUGGAAACGCUUAAUCGUCUUGGAUGUUCUGAUGUUAGUAAGCUUGCUGAACGGUUUCUUCAUAUUGGUCUCGCAGAGAUUUUGACUCUUCUGGAGUAUAUGUUCUUUUCAAAUACUCCCUUGACUAGCACUUUCUUGAAGAAGCAAAGUCCAGAUAAUGUGUACAACAUACACAAGCUUUUGAGUCCAGGUGUGAAGGUGAAAACAGAUGAUGAAAAACCAGAAUUUACUUUUGAAUUGGAUGCAAUUGUAAGGAAGCAGGACAUGAAGAUUUUAUAUGUUGAAUGUGGAGAAGACUUUGUUGACCUUCUCUUCACUUUUCUGGCUGUCCCUCUGCAAUUUUUAUGUGAUAGCUCUUUAGGAUGCAUUGGAAAUUUGAGCAGAAGCUUCAAAGAGUUGAGUGUUGUUGAUACAGCUUCCAAAUGUGUGCUUCCUUAUUACUAUAAAUGUCAGAAGCAGUUGCCUCAUAUCACCACUGAAGAACCACCAGUUUACUACCGUUACCGGAAUUCCAAUCCUCGUCAACCGGACUAUAGUUUGACCACAGAUCCUGACCAGACUCUGCUCUAUCGAAAGGACAAACUAAUUCCUGUGACUUUGAUUGAUCCAAGAUCUCUUUGUAAAGAUCAUUCAGAGAAUGAUAGUGGGUUUAUGAAGAGAGGAACAAGGUUUACAGUUACUGAUGAUCUGAUCAUCACACCUAGGAAUUCGUUGAGUACAUCUAUUUGCCUUCUGAAGAAGUUGAAGAUUCAGGCAGAUGAUCUGGAGGUGCAAGUAAUUAGCAUCCGUGAAGCUGAGGCAAUGAGUCUGAUGAGAGCUUCCUUGUUGACAUCCUCUGCUUUGAACUCUGCUUUUUGGAAUUUGAUUGCGAAGAAGAUCAAGGUAGAGACUUGAAGGAACUGAGAGAGGGUCCUAUGAGAUUCAGUUGCUGUUGCUUCUUUAUUAUGAUCUGAAAAGACAUUGUUUAAUCCAUGAUCUUCAACUAUUUAAACUCCACAUUGUUCUAUCUUUUCUGUUUUUGCUAGUUUUCCUUUGGUUUCUGUAGACUUGAACCUUAGCUGAACAAAGAUUGAUGUUUUCAAGACAGACUUUGAAUCCUUUUCA
Messenger RNA from Capsella rubella, 1686 nucleotides. RefSeq lists its product as uncharacterized. The transcript has 3 exons. Lineage: Eukaryota; Viridiplantae; Streptophyta; Magnoliopsida; Brassicales; Brassicaceae. Bases 19 to 1476 code for a protein of 485 amino acids. The record is from RefSeq and is a predicted model, not a curated record.